AUGUCACAUUCAGACCAGCCCAAACCCGUAAAAGGGUUGGAUUAUUCCUUCUCUGAUCAGCUUCGCUACUCUUUGAGUUGCGAAGAGGACAAACCUGAUUCCAAACAACUCGAUGCUCUGGGUUCGCCGGUUUCGCCAUUGACGACUCGUAGGUGGUCGGGACACGGUGGCCGUGCUGCCAGUGGAUUGACCACCACGAGCAGCAGCAGUUCUAGCUCGUCUGGUUCGGUUUCAGGGGAAACUACGAACCCCGCAGUAGUCAAAAGAAUCGAUGUUGGCCGAAAGAGCCACUCAGGCGAGCUAUCAGGCUCGAGCGUAAGCAGUCCAACUGUGGCGGAGAGCACACGAUCCGGCUCUUCUGCGACCCGUAAUUACAACCCAUUUAUCUAUUUGGGCGGUAGCGGCUGUGGAGGCUCCGUUAAUUCACCCACUGUGAAUGUACUUGCCCCCACUGGAAACAUUUUUCCGUCGGGAAAGAUUUUUAAGACUGGAAUGGCGACCAAGAGCUCUCCAAGAAGGGACAUUCUUGGCUCUGGCACUCGGAACUACGGACAUGGUAGUAUAAUGCGGGGCGGCGGGGUUACUGGCGGAAAAUUGGGCGGUGGUAGUAGUAGCGGUGGUGAAGCUAGUCCGACCAAUGUCGCGAGGGAAUCAAUGACAAUGACGAUGAAAAACGCUAUGGCUAGUUGGGAUUUAGAGACGGUGACGAAGGCAGGCAAUGAGCAGUACAAGAGGAGAAAUUUUUCAGAAGCGCUGUCUCUUUAUGAUCGAGCGAUUUCGAUAUUUCCGGGUAAUGCAGCUUCUCGAAAUAAUAGGGCAGCUGCAUUGACGAGUCUUGGUAGGUUAACCGAGGCCAUGAAGGAAUGCGAAGCCGCUGUCAGGUUGGAUCCUGCUUAUGGCAGGGCCCAUCAAUAUUUAGCAUCUCUGCAUCUGCGGUUAGGGCAAACUGAAAAUGCCCGAAAACACCUGUUUUUUCUUGGACAGCCGCCUGAUCCGAUGGAGUUACAAAAGUUGCAGGCUAUGGAGAGGCAUCUAAAGAGAUGUGUUGAUGCCCGGAAGAUGGGUGAUUGGAAGAAAUUAUUGAAGGAAGUUGAUGCCGCCAUUGCAUCUGGAGGAAACUCUUCUCCUCAGCUCUUUGCAGGUAGAGUAGAAGCGUUCUUGAAGCUCCACCAUCUGGAGGAUGCAGAGUCUGCCCUUUCAAGCAUCCCUAAAUUCGAACCAGCUACCCCUUCAUCUUCACAGGCCACAUUCUGUGGAUUCUUUUCCGAAGCUUACGUAUACUUUGUCAUGGCCCAGGUUGAUCUGACAAUGGGGAGGUUUGAGAAUGCAGUUGCUACAGCUGAGAAAGCUGUGCAGCUUGAUCCGGGUAGCUUUGAAAUUGCAAUGAUGCUGAACAAUGUGAAGUUAGUGGCAAGAGCCCGUGAUCAUGGUAAUGACCUCUUCAAAGCUGGAAUGUUUGAUGAAGCCUGCUCAGCAUAUGUUGAGGGCCUAAAGGUUGAUCCAUUCAACUCUGUUCUUCAUUGCAACAGAGCAGCAUGUUGGUCUAAACUUGGGCAUUGGGAGAGAUCCGUUGAUGACUGUAACCAAGCUCUCAGGAUCCGACCCAAUUACACCAAGGCCCUUCUUCGAAGGGCUGCCUCAUAUGUCCAGUUAGAACGAUGGGCUGAAUCUGUGAGGGACUAUGAAGUUUUGAGAAAGGAACUUCCAGGUGAUAAUGAGAUUGCAGAAGCUCUAUUCCAUUCCCAAGUUGCAUUAAAGAACUCCCGAGGAGAGGAAGUUUAUAACAUGAAAUUUGGUGGUGAAGUGGAGAAAGUAUUAGGUCUUGAUCAAUUUAGAUCUGAAAUAUCUUCACCUAGUGUUUCAGUAGUGUACUUCAAGGCAGCAUCAAACAAGCAGUGUGAGCAAAUAUCUCCCUUUGUGGACACUCUAUGUCACCGGUAUCCAUCUGUGAAUUUUGUCAAGGUUGACGUCGAGGAGAGCCCAGAGGUAGCUAAGGCAGAGAAUGUUAGAAUUGUUCCAACAUUCAAGAUUUACAAGAAAGGUAGUAGAGUUAAGGAGAUGAUCUGCCCUACACCUCAGGUUUUGGAGUCCUCGGUGAGGCAUUACAGUCUCUAGUACAAAA
Molecule: messenger RNA, 2122 nt
Organism: Telopea speciosissima
Lineage: Eukaryota; Viridiplantae; Streptophyta; Magnoliopsida; Proteales; Proteaceae
Product: TPR repeat-containing thioredoxin TTL1-like
Exons: 7
Coding region: 1-2115 (704 amino acids)
Cellular component (GO): cytoplasm
Molecular function (GO): protein binding
Source: RefSeq, a predicted model, not a curated record